Clavispora lusitaniae ATCC 42720 is the source of this 1005-nucleotide messenger RNA. It is a transcript of the gene MDH1, whose product is annotated as malate dehydrogenase. Gene Ontology annotation, molecular function: L-malate dehydrogenase (NAD+) activity. Lineage: Eukaryota; Fungi; Ascomycota; Pichiomycetes; Serinales; Metschnikowiaceae. Gene Ontology annotation, cellular component: mitochondrion; cytoplasm. Gene Ontology annotation, biological process: tricarboxylic acid cycle; malate metabolic process. The record is from RefSeq and is a predicted model, not a curated record.
AUGGUGAAAGUUACAGUUUGCGGCGCCGCUGGUGGAAUUGGCCAGCCCUUGUCGCUUUUGCUCAAGCUCAAUCCGCAGGUGUCGGAAUUGUCGCUUUUUGACGUUGUCAAUGUGCCCGGUGUUGGCGCUGACUUGAGCCACAUCAACUCCGGUGCCGUCACCAAGUCCUUUUUGCCCUCGUCCAAAGAGGACACCACCGCAUUGGCCGGAGCGCUCAAAGGCUCCGACUUGGUGGUGAUUCCAGCUGGUGUGCCUAGAAAGCCAGGCAUGACCCGUGAUGACUUGUUCAACAUCAAUGCAUCCAUCGUGCAAAGCUUGGCCAAAGGCAUUGCUGAAAACGCUCCACAUGCAUUUGUGUUGGUGAUUUCCAACCCUGUCAACUCUACCGUGCCUAUUGUCGCUGAAACAUUGAAAAAAUACAACGUGUUCAACCCUUCGAAGUUGUUUGGUGUCACCACCUUGGACAUUGUGCGUGCCAACACAUUUAUUUCUCAAUUGUUCCCUAGCGACACCAAACCUACAGACUUUGAGGUGCCUGUCGUCGGUGGCCACUCGGGCGAAACCAUUGUGCCAUUGUACUCUCUCGGUGCCAAGUCUUACUACGACAAGUUGUCUGACGAACAAAAGAAGGAGUUGGUGCACAGAGUCCAGUUUGGUGGAGACGAAGUUGUCCAGGCAAAGAAUGGCGCUGGUUCUGCCACUUUGUCCAUGGCCUACGCCGGCUACCGCUUGGCCGAGUCCUUGUUGAAGGCAUUGAGCGGUUCUCUGGUGACUGAAUGCACUUUCUUGUAUUUGGACUCUUCCAUCAAGGGCGCAGACGAGGCCAAGAAGUUGGUCAAAGGUCUUGAUUUCUUCUCGUUGCCAUCCACUUUGGGCAAGGGCGGUAUCUCUUCCGUGGACUACACAGUGUUGGAAAAGGCCAACUCCGAGGAAAAGAAGUUGUUGGAGGUUGCCAUUGAGCAAUUGAAGGGAAACAUUGCAAAGGGUGUUUCUUUCGGAAAGUAG